Messenger RNA from Pangasianodon hypophthalmus (striped catfish), 2860 nucleotides. It is a transcript of the gene il21r.2, whose product is annotated as interleukin 21 receptor, tandem duplicate 2. Gene Ontology annotation, cellular component: external side of plasma membrane. Lineage: Eukaryota; Metazoa; Chordata; Actinopteri; Siluriformes; Pangasiidae. Gene Ontology annotation, biological process: cytokine-mediated signaling pathway; immunoglobulin mediated immune response. The record is from RefSeq and is a predicted model, not a curated record. The transcript has 7 exons. Bases 580 to 1761 code for a protein of 393 amino acids. Gene Ontology annotation, molecular function: cytokine receptor activity; protein binding.
UUGUAGCUGCCUCUUUGGAUCUUCACCUACAUAUGAAAUGAUCCCACUAUACAUUUCUAGGGUUUCAUGUAGAUGUGUAUUUAUGUAUUUGCUGUAUAUGUAUAUAUGGUUUACUGACUCUGAAGAUUGGGGUCUCCCUCCCCAGGCUAGUUUUCUCUGAAUGUACUGUGUCAUGUGAGAAUGGUGCUCCAGCUUGGAUUUCUCUGUGCAUUACUGAGCUUUACACAACUAUGUAAAGCCAAAGAGCAAGCUCAGCUCAGAUCAGAUUUGCUCAUCUGUGAGACAGAUUACUGGUUGAACAUCAGCUGCUUUUUAGAUUCCAGAGCCAUUCCCAACAGGAUGGAAAAUAUUACAUACAAGCUGGAAUUUUACAUGAAAAGAGGGAAAAAUGACAGGAAAGUAUUUAUUUACAAAUAUAUCAUAUCCAUAAACUAUAUGAUUUUGUGUUUCUACACAACAGUUAGCAGUGUCCAGUGAUGUCACUUACAAUCGUUCCUUUCUUUCCCAAACAGAAAGCAUUUGGGAGACUGUUCACUUUCAGUGGAAAAGGAUGGCUACAGCUGCAUAUUUACAGCAAAAAUGGAGUCUUAUAACCCCACAUUUGCAGAUUACCAUGAAUUAAACAUAAACCUGUGUGAACUUAAUCAAUGUUUACUUUUGAAGUCCAAUUACAAGCCAGCACACCACAUCAAACCAAUCACUCCGUAUAAUAUGACGGUGCAGUAUGAAAAUGGGAACUAUACCUUUGCAUGGAGAAGUGGAUAUGAGACCCACAUAUAUCGUUCGGCCUUGCCUUUUCAGUACAUUCUGACAUACCACCAGGUGGGACAAUCUAAUCUAAUCAAGAUGGAGGUCCAUACAAAAAACACAGUGUACAGGAUCUCAGAGAACCAAUUUGAUCCAGGGACUGAAUACAUCGGUAAGGUGUAUAACAAAAUUAUUGAAGAUGGUACAUAUUAUGGGACAACAAGUAAUGGGAGCAAUGAAAUCAGAUGGAAGACCCCACAAGCAGAGAAAUCUGGAGGAGUAACAACUGUGAAGGAAAUUGUCAUUCCGAUUUGUUUGGCAGUAGGACUAAUGUUGUUAUUCCCUGUUGCAAGAAUGAAGAUUAAAAAGAUAACAUGGGUAGAAACUCCAGCUCCAUACAUCUCACCACUGAACCAAAAAGCUCAGGGCCAUUUCCAGUUUUGGCUGUCCAAAGGUCAUGUGCAACAAAUUUACAAAGAGGAAAUUUCAAAAAUUGAUGUGAUAACAGAGAACACAGCCAGACAGCAGCUUCAAGAACACACCUCAGCCAUAUAUUCCCAAUGUCACACGCCUUACGUGGGUCCUUUAAUGGAAGUCUGGACGCCCUGUCAGAUGCCUGACACACGCAUCACUGCUAACAAUCCUUGUAACGAUCUCGAUUUUCUGCCUGAUGACUGUAAGGUUGAAGAAACCCUCUUCUGUUUGAGCAUGGCCAAAGCUGUUGAAGGUUUUGUGUCUUUGGAUGACCUGGAGCCCAGCCUUGAGAUUUGCGAGCCCCCUGAAGCAUUAACUAUCCCAGCAAACCCUGCGUGUUUUACUCAGAAUUACUGCACUUUAACUGAAACAGCCAUUGGCCUUAUUCCUACAUUUUGCAAUGUGCAGUUUGUUCCCAGUCUCGAUUUAGGGCUAAAAAGUCAUACUGCACCUGAUCUAUUAAAUAUGCAGAUAGAGGAGGAAACACCAGAAUUGGACACAGUGACGCUUGACAAUUUUCAGCUGUCUGUGGAAGAAUGACCACGUACAUACAGUAUGAUCUGUCCAAAAAGCUACUUUUUUUGUAAAUACUGCAUUCUCUUAUCCUUUACAGACCAUCUUGAGUAGAUGGCAUAUUCAUAAGGGUUCCAGCCUAUCGCAGCCUUAUGCCAUCUGUUGUGCCAUGCUUCUGCGUUCAUCCUUCAGUAGUUUCAAGUUUAUACCAGGGAAUGUGCUGCCCUCUGCUGCCUGACGUCACAUUCUUGCAGCCAGACCCCAUUGUUUUCAGCACAGAUUUAUUUUAUGGAUGUCAUCUAACUAUUUUAGGUAUUAGGCAAAUGCGUACAAAUCUAGAACUCUUAGGACUUCUGUGGUUCAUCUCUCUAAGCAAACUGCUAAUUAUUAUACUAUCAGAGAACCUUCCCCAUUUGUGGAGCUUAACCAUCCAAAGAACCUUUGAGGAACCCUUUCAUAUUUCUUUAUUAAUGCCAUAAGAGAUUUUUAGCCCUGAAUGUUCCUCUCACAGAACCCAAUCAAUUACAAAGUGUCAAAAUGUAGAGCCAAAACAUGUUUUUAUAAGCUGUAAUGUAAUGCCUGUCAGGCCGCUGAGUGUCUCUGCGUCGCGCUUUGAAGACCGUGGCUCAAAAGCAGAAGUGAAACUGUUGCUUGUACAUAAUUUCCUCAGCUUUGCCUUGCCUUGACUGAUCUGUGUGGUAAUUUCUGUGUAACUGUUGCCCUACUACAAUUUCAUAUGUUUAUACCGUCGAGGUCAUACAGCAGAAUGCACGGAUUUGCAAACCCUUAGCACCAGAUGAAGAAAAAUAUGUUGUAUUAGGUUCCACAGAUAUUACUUCAUCAUCAUAAGUAAUAAAAAUGGCUAAAUAGCUUGUGUUAUAAUAUUAAUAGUGAAAACAAAUCGAUAUAUCACUUAAAAAUUCUUUUUGCCUUUUCCUUUUUGAAUGUAAAAUCAAUAAAUAAAAGAAAAACAUGUCCACUGUCGGUUUGUGUAGCCUGUGCAGAUUUUGGAUUAUAAUAUCAGUUCAGAAGUUUGCAGCUCUGUCAGAUUGCGUGUUCAAAUCUUUAUCUAAUGAAACUCUGUCAGAUGCACUGCUCUGAGAGGAUCAGCGCCAAACCCACUUCC